ACUCCCUCGAAAGCGUAUCAUCAUCAUGGCUGACGGAGAACCGACCGCCAACAUGGCGCCCGAAGACAAUUUCCCCGAAGCCGGUCUGGGAGCGAGACUCGACCAGCUCAAGGCCGAAGCGACUCAGCAAUACUCGUUGAAGAACUACAGCGCCGCGGCCGAAGCAUACAGCGAAGCGGCAGAGGUUCAAGAUCAAGUCAACGGAGAAAUGUCGCUCGAAAACGCCGACGUGCUCUACCAGUACGGCCGAUGUUUGUACCAUCUCGCAGUGUCGCAAUCAGAUGUGCUGGGUGGAAAGGUCGCGAGUCACGAAGAGCCGAAGAGGAAGAAGAGAAAGGUCACAAAGUCGAAUGAUGACGCUGGUGAGGGCAGCAGCAGCCUGAUUGGCGAUGCGAUCAACUUCCAGAAGGAGGACGACACAGCCAAUAAGCCUUAUUUUCAAAUUACGGGCGACGAGAACUGGACAGACUCUGAAGACUCGGAUGCUGCGGAUGGCGAGGAGGGUGAGGCUGGUGAGGCAGAGGAAGAGGACGAUGACUUUCAGACGGCCUACGAGAUUCUCGACAUGGCACGAGUUCUGCUCUCACGCAAAAUCGCCGCGAUCGAGGAGUCCAAAGUCGCUGCGAAAUCAUCGACAGAACUACGAAUCCUCCGCGAGCGCCUGGCCGACACACAUGACCUCCAAGCAGAGAUCUCCCUCGAAAACGAACGCUUCACAGACGCCAUUUCCGACACGCGCGACUCUCUCACUCUCAAACAAACACUCUACCCUGUUGAGUCCAGCCUGGUCGCGGAAGCACACUACAAGCUCUCUCUCGCACUGGAGUUCGCCAGCGUAACCUCCACUUCUGAAAACGCAGAUGGUGGUGAGACCGUGGCAGAAGUGAACGAGGAGAUGCGCGGCGAGGCAGCAUUGGAGAUGGAGAAGGCGAUUGCGUCGUGCAGAGCGCGAGUCACGAAGGAGGAGACAGCACUGGCUGAGCUGAAGGACGAGAGCAAGCUGAAGGACGCAAAGGCCGACAUCAAAGAUGUCAAGGAAAUGGUAGCAGACAUGGAGCAGCGACUGGAAGACCUCCGCAAGCCAGCGAAGAGUCUGUCGGCGUUGCAGAGUGGAGCGCUGGGUCCAAUGGGAGACGGAGGUGCUGACGCAGCGCUGCAAGGCGUGUUGGGAGCGAUGCUGGGGGAGAGCAAAGCGGAUGCGCAGAAGCGAUUGGCGAAUGCGACAGCACAAGCGAACGAUUUGACCGGCAUGGUCAAGAAGAAGAAGGCGAAAAAUGUCGAGCCUGUGUGCGGCUGCCGAAGCGUCGGCAAGCUACCUCAGAUACGAUAG
This is a messenger RNA of Zymoseptoria tritici IPO323, 1330 nucleotides long. RefSeq lists its product as uncharacterized. Gene Ontology annotation, molecular function: histone binding. Gene Ontology annotation, cellular component: nucleoplasm. Gene Ontology annotation, biological process: CENP-A containing chromatin assembly; DNA replication-dependent chromatin assembly. NCBI's taxonomy places the organism in Eukaryota, Fungi, Ascomycota, Dothideomycetes, Mycosphaerellales, Mycosphaerellaceae. Bases 26 to 1330 code for a protein of 434 amino acids. The transcript is spliced from 4 exons. The record is from RefSeq and is a predicted model, not a curated record.